Molecule: messenger RNA, 474 nt
Organism: Prorocentrum cordatum
Lineage: Eukaryota; Dinophyceae; Prorocentrales; Prorocentraceae
Source: the annotation of a GenBank genome assembly
AUGCCCGCAACGGAAGUCCAACGCAUAGCGGCCGCGGCCUACAAGGACGGCCUGCGGCAUGGAGAAAUUUCCAGACUGGCGGCCCUCGGUCAGCGAGGGAAUUACCCUGGCAACAUACAUCAACAGUUGAACACCAUGUUAGGCCGCAAUUCGUUGCCCCAGCCAAUGGUACUCGAGAUCCCUUGCGUGGACCCCAAGACGUCUGAGGUCGCCUUGGCCGACUGCGGCGUGCUAUUGCCACAUGAGUGGUUCUCCGCGCUCUUCCACAGAUAUGAGACAGAGUUUAACUACAUCUUUGGGGUGGACCGCCUGGGCGAGUUCUGGGCCAACGCCAGCAGGCUCCACGGCGACGGGGCCGAGUUUCUCACGCGAGACUCCCUGGUGACGCUCGGCGUGACUGGGCUGCUAGCAGUCGGGUCCACGAAGAGCCUCACCUUAAACUUGACCAGCUGGCCACUAAGUCUCACGGCAAAG